Messenger RNA from Glycine soja, 1069 nucleotides. RefSeq lists its product as uncharacterized. The coding region runs from base 177 to 680 and encodes 167 amino acids. The record is from RefSeq and is a predicted model, not a curated record. The transcript has 2 exons. NCBI's taxonomy places the organism in Eukaryota, Viridiplantae, Streptophyta, Magnoliopsida, Fabales, Fabaceae.
GGUUUGGGUGUGGGUUUGAUCCAUAAAGCCAGUGGUGUCCCUUCCCAUUCAAAAGCGCCGAAAGAAAGAAACCUAACAACGCCAUAGCGUUUCCUAACCCAUCGUGCGAGGUCCCUCGACCUCCGCACAACCCCAACUCCAAGGGGCUGUGCCUGUCGCCGUCGUCUUCCACGCUCAUGUCGGAACCCGACAUCCACGCGCCGCCGUUCCUGCUCCAGCGCCCGCCGCUCCUGCAGUCGGCCUCGCCACUCUUCAAGCAGCGAUCGUGGUCGCCGGACGCCUUCCGCGAUGAGGCGUGGCUCCGGCGCAAGGGGAACUGCAAGAACCGCCGCAGCAAGAGCGUCACCGAUGAGGACGUGGACGAGCUCAAAGCCUGCAUCGAGUUGGGCUUCGGAUUCGAUUCCUCCCCCGAGAACGAGCUCGAUCAACGCCUCUCCGAUACUUUGCCCGCUCUCGGCCUCUACUACGCCGUCAACAAGCGCUACAACAACUCCCUCGUCACCAAAACCACGCCGUCCUCCUCCUCCGCCGCCUCCGAUUGCGACAGCAGUCCUUCCCCCCACGGCAGUCCCCACUCCGCCAUCUUCACCACCGGUGAUAACCCUCAGACGGUGAAGACGAGGCUGAGGCAGUGGGCUCAGGUAGUUGCUUGUGCGGUGCGUCAAAGUUCAGAUGUGUGAUUGGGAAGCAAAUGAAGAAGCAGGGUUGUCAAACGUAAACCAUAAAAUAGAAGCAAUGUGUGAUUGGUAUUAUUAUAAAUGACAACGAUUCCCCAUCGAACCGGACCAAACCGAGAGCGGACCCUAGUUAACCACCCAAUUGUGACGGAACCAAACUAGUUAGUUAAUUAGCUAUAUUACAUUACAUGCGGGGCUGUCGGCAGCGCCUUGUUUUGUACUGUACUUGUCCAAUGUGAUGACUAAGCCAAGGUAGAUCUGUUCUAUUAUAGUAUUAUCUGUCACAUAUAUGAUAUAUGCUAGACUUACGUACAAUUUAGUUUUAUUUGUGUGCCGGGUGUGUGAAAGGAAAAAAAAACAAGUCAAAAGGUGUUCUGCUGCACUUGAAUCCA